Molecule: messenger RNA, 1781 nt
Organism: Hordeum vulgare subsp. vulgare (domesticated barley)
Lineage: Eukaryota; Viridiplantae; Streptophyta; Magnoliopsida; Poales; Poaceae
Product: cytochrome P450 89A2-like
Exons: 2
Coding region: 162-1685 (507 amino acids)
Cellular component (GO): membrane
Molecular function (GO): iron ion binding; heme binding; oxidoreductase activity, acting on paired donors, with incorporation or reduction of molecular oxygen, NAD(P)H as one donor, and incorporation of one atom of oxygen
Source: RefSeq, a predicted model, not a curated record
CUCAUAUUUAAAAUGGCAAAUAGUCAACACAGCUCGUGGUAAACGAUGGAGUUGCCGAUUCACGCAUUAAUUUGGCUGUCCGGCAGAUGGAGCUGCAUCACUAUAAAACCUAGUCCAAUACCGCUGCCAUGCCGAUAUAAUCAUCGAGCAUUACCGAUGCAAUGAUCCUACUCCUGUGCAUCGUCGUCCUUCCGGUCGUGCUCCUCCUCCUCCUACUAUCCUCCAAGCAGCACGGGAAAUGCUACAUCAGCGGCAGUCCGCUCCCUCCCGGGCCACCAUGGCCACGGCUCCCACUUCUCGGGAACCUCCUGUACCGCUGCCUCACAAUCGCCUCCCUCGCCGUUGCGCUUCGGCGCCUCCACGCGGCCUACGGCCCCGUCGUCACCCUCUGGGCGGGCGGCAGGCCGGCCAUCUUCAUCUCCGGCCGUGACGCCGCGCACCGCACCCUCGCCCGCGCGGGGGCCACCUUCGCGCACCGUCCGCCGUCGUGGUCCUUCGGGUUUAACGGCCACAGCGUCAACAGCGCCCAGUACGGUGGCCGCUGGCGCCUUCUCCGUCGCAACCUCAGCUGGCACCUUGCAGGGGCGCCUCUCGCCGUCCCACUGCAAGCUUCUCUCGGUAAGCUUGCUUCGAGCCUCGAGCGUGCGGCGGCGGCGGCGGCGGCGGCGGAGAACCACGUUAUUGUGCCAUCCGAAAUGCUCCGACACGCCGUGUUCUGCUUCUUCGCCUCGCUUUGCUUCGGCGAGGGGGUGGCGGAGGACGUGCUCACGCAGCUACGAGGAGUCCACGCCGAGAUACUGUCCCUCGUCGUUGAGCUCGGCGCGUUCCAGCUCAUGCCCGCGCUCCUCGAGGUCGCGUGCUACUUCCCUAGGUUCCGGAAGCUAUCCAACGCCCAGAAGAGGCACCGUGCUACUGUCAUGGCUCUCAUCAGUGCUCGCCGACAACGAGACGGCGAUGGUGUCGGCGCAGAGCGCCGCCGGUGCUACGUCGACACGCUCCUGGAGCUAAGGCUCCAAGACGAGGAGAUGGUGAGCCUGUGCUGGGAGUUCAUGAACGGUGCCGCCAAGACGACUUCCACGGCGCUCGAGUGGAUCAUGGCACGUCUUGUGCUCCACCAGGAUAUACAACGGAGGUUACGGAAAGACGUCGCCAGGAGAGGGGAACUCGACGAGAAGUGUAGGGCGGAUGGCGAGCGGCGGAGUCCGUUCGUUGAGGCCGUGGUGCUCGAAGCGCUGCGUCGCCACCCCCCGGCGCACUACCUGCUGGCGCACACGACGGACAAGGACGUCUACCUCGACGGCUACGUGAUACCAAAGGGCUCUGUCGUCAACUACGGCGUGGCUGAUAUCGGGCGCGACGCGGCGUCGUGGACGAACCCCGACGAGUUCUUGCCUGAACGGUUCUUGGAGGGUGGAGAAGGAUACGGCUUUUCUGUUACCGCCGGCAGAGGGAGCGGCGAGGAGUCGAUGAAGAUGAUGCCUUUCGGGAGCGGGCCGAGGGCGUGCCCUGGCGCCAGUGUCGCUGUGACCGUGCUGAAAUCCUUCGUCGAAAAUCUGGUCACGUGGUUCGAGUGGACACCGGUUGGAGCGGUGGACAUGGAAGACAAACCAGGGAUUGUCACCGAGAUGAGGACGCCGUUACGCACUUGUUUGAUGGUGAGACAGCACGUACACCUGAAUAUAUAAAAUGAUAGCGUAGCAGGGCAUCGAUCAACGUCUUGUUAACAGCAUCUUCAAAAACCGCGCUUCGGCCCGUGUAAAAAACCUGUUUGCCACGCGUUC